Sorex fumeus (smoky shrew) is the source of this 1769-nucleotide messenger RNA. RefSeq names its product torsin family 4 member A (gene TOR4A). Gene Ontology annotation, cellular component: nuclear envelope; endoplasmic reticulum lumen. The record is from RefSeq and is a predicted model, not a curated record. The transcript is spliced from 2 exons. Bases 1 to 1704 code for a protein of 567 amino acids. Gene Ontology annotation, molecular function: ATP hydrolysis activity; ATP binding. NCBI's taxonomy places the organism in Eukaryota, Metazoa, Chordata, Mammalia, Eulipotyphla, Soricidae.
AUGCAGAAACGGAAGCCGGCUGCUUCCUCGGCGGCCGCCGAACCUCCCGGGGGCCACACGCAGGUGCCGCCCCGCCGGACCGAACCUCGGCAGCGCUCGGCAGCGGCGGCGGCUCUCCGGGCUGGGGCUGGCAGGUACGGGGUGCGGGGGGAGGGGCAGCUGCGGGACGGCUACCGCACCUCCCUCGCGCUCCCAUUGGCCCCCCCGACUCGGCCCGUCUCCCCACCCCGCCCCCGGCGUCACCGGGCUGAGGCCCAGGCGGGGCGCGGGAUGACCGCGGCUGGGGCGGGCAGGCGCCACUUCCCGGGGCCCCGGGGCGCCCGGCCGGGGCUCGGGGCCCGCCUUCCCCCGCGGCGGGCCGGGCCGUCGCCCCCAGGAGCUGCGCCCCCGCCCCCACCACUUCCUUCGGGCCGGGAGAUUUGCAUCGGGAGCGGCUUCCUGCCGGCCGCGCGCAGCUGCUCGCGGCUGGAGGCCGCCCGGCCCGCGCCCACCCCGCCCGCCUUUUGCAGGGAGCGCGAGCUGCAUGCCGAGCGCCGCCGCCGCGCCAUGGACCCCGGCCCGCCCCGCCGCGAGCCCGCGGGCGCCCGCGUCCUGGCCCCGGUGCGCGCCGUGGUCCGGCUGCGCCGCCGCGCGUGCGUCCUGCGCCAGCGGCGCCUCGUGCCGCCGGCCGCGGGGCCCGCCCCGGCGCCGCAGUUCUUCACCUUCGACGGCCCCGCGGCCCCUGCGGCCGGGGCGCCCCGGAGGCGGCGCCGGCGCAGCCGCGCGGUGCUCUACCCCGAGGGCGCGCGCCGGUGCCGGCCGCGAGCCGAGCGCCGCAGCCGCGCGCAGCGCUGCCUCCUGCUGCUCGUGGCCAUCGUGGGCUUCCAGGUGCUGAACGCCAUCGAGAACCUGGACGACAACGCCCAGCGCUACGACCUGGACGGGCUGGAGAAGGCACUGCGGCGCGCGGUCUUUGGGCAGCCGGCGGCCGUGGCGCGCAUCGUGGAGCUGCUGCGGGACUACCUGGCCACACACGUGCACAGCCGUCCGCUGCUGCUGGCGCUGCACGGGCCCGCGGGCGUGGGCAAGAGCCACGUGGGCCGCCUGCUGGCGCGCCACUUCCGCGCCGUGCUGGACGACGGCGCGCUGGUGCUGCAGUACCACGCGCGGCACCACUGCCCCGAGCCACGCGCCGCGCAGCGCUGCCGCGAGGAGCUGGGCCGCCGCGUGGCCGCCGUGGUGGCGCGCGCCGAGGCCGCGGAGAAGACGCCGCUGGUGGUGCUGGACCAGGCGGAGCUGCUGCCCGCGGCGCUGCUGGACGAGCUUCACGGCCUACUGCAGCCGCAGCGCCCGCACCCAUUCCACAAUGCCAUCUACGUGCUGCUCAGCGGCGCGGGUGGCGCCCAGGUCACGCGCUUCGUGCUGCGGAACGCGACCCGCGCACGCCCCGGCCCGCGGCCCGACGAGGAGCUGCGCGCGGGGCUGCGGGCGCUGCUGGCACGCGCACACCCGCUCUGGCAGGCCGCCGCCGUCGUGCCCUUCCUGCUGCUGGACAGGCAUAGCGUGGUCAGCUGCUUCCGCGAGGAGAUGGCUGGGGAGGGCUUCUUCCCUGAGCAGGCCCGCGCCGAACUCCUGGCCGCGCAGCUCAGCUACUACCGCGUGGCCGGCCGGGAGUUCGCAGUCACGGGCUGCAAGCAGGUGGUGGCCAAGGUGAACCUCCUGUAGCAGCAGGACUGUGGCUGCCACGGAGCAAUGUGGCUUUGCCCAAGGCCCUGAGCCUCCCUCCAAUA